Messenger RNA from Closterium sp. NIES-65, 213 nucleotides. NCBI's taxonomy places the organism in Eukaryota, Viridiplantae, Streptophyta, Zygnematophyceae, Desmidiales, Closteriaceae. The record is from the annotation of a GenBank genome assembly.
GAUUCUUACUCAUAACCAGUUCAAUGGUUCACUUCCUCAAGAGCUGGGCAACCUCAAGCAGCUCUUCAGCUUAAACCUUGCGCAGAACCGCUUCAAUGGAAGCAUCCCGUCAUCUGUUGGUAACCUGGCUCUGGAGGGCUUGGAUAUCAGCGUCAACCAGCUCUCGGGUUCCAUUCCUGACUCCCUCAGCCGCUUGCAGGAGGUCACAUACAU